AGAUGCGCGGCUAACGGCGGCGCAGGCCUCCCCCCCACCUCCACCCCCGUCCCCGCUCCCAGCGGGAAGGAAGCCCGGACUGCUCUCGGCUCCAGAGCGAGGCGCACACAGCAACGAGAUGAAGAGGCUGCUCCAUUAGAUAUGUCUGCUCAGUUGUUGGGACUGGGGAUCAUGGAUGAAGAUCGGUUAAUUGAACAAGCCCUGGACCAGUUUAUUAAUCGCCACGAGCAGACAUAUGAAGAAUUUUUGAAUACUUUCACUCAUCUUUCAAAAGAUCGUCACAUGAUCAAGAACAGAACACCUGGAACAGACUCUUCAGGAGAUGGCUUUGGUCCGGUUGUGUAUCCUCCCGCUCAGCAUAUCAGGAAUGAGCACCUUUCUCUCUGUCCUGUAGCACAGCCUCCAGAGGAAGAGCAGAUUGUGAUUGAUGAAGGCCAGAAAGUUGGCAUUUCCAUUCGAGGUGACCUAAAUCGGGCAGGAAAGGUCAAGGUAGAUAAUUUCCUAGAUUUGGAAGAUUUUGACAUGGAUGAAGAAACUGACCACAGAUUGGGCCGAGAGUUGCUGCUGCUUCCAGGAGAGGUAGAAGAGGAGGUACAUUUCUCUGUCUCAGGCUACAUUCCUUCUUUUGACCGGCACUCUCUCCCUGAAUCGAAGACUUGCCCAACAGAAGAACUGGCGUGCUGGCAUUUGAAGGAGGUACCCGGGGAUGAAGUCCAGCCGUUCUCACUUGAUGAAGAGUUUGACUACGACAGUGUGAUGCUGACCCCCAAGUUCUCUAGUGCAGAGAUGAAAGCAAUUGUGGAAAUGUCCAGCCAGAGCAGACUGGAGCCUGACAUGGAGGCCGGAGGACCAAACACCUGACUAGGAGUAAUAGUUUCUUGUUUCCUUUUUCUCUUGUCCUUAUCAAGUAAUUUUAAAAUAAAAGGCAAACCAACUGUUGUAUGUUAGGAUCAUA
Molecule: messenger RNA, 955 nt
Organism: Trichosurus vulpecula (common brushtail)
Lineage: Eukaryota; Metazoa; Chordata; Mammalia; Diprotodontia; Phalangeridae
Gene: IFTAP
Product: intraflagellar transport associated protein
Exons: 7
Coding region: 142-861 (239 amino acids)
Biological process (GO): spermatogenesis; acrosome reaction
Cellular component (GO): cytosol; 9+0 non-motile cilium
Molecular function (GO): intraciliary transport particle A binding
Source: RefSeq, a predicted model, not a curated record